AUGGCUUAACGGAAAGACUUUUAUUUUUGUACCUGAAGUUCCUUGUCGCUUAUUAGAUUUUUAUGGUGGCAGAAUAGAUUAUGAUCCUUCUCAAGAUAAUUAUGAGACUUACAACCAAGUAGUUGAAUUUUUUCGUCAUAUUAUAGAUAGAAUUGAAGUACAAGAAAAAAUCAUGGACUAUAAAUUUUUUAUUAGUGAAUAUCCAAUCAAUAAAAAUCAACAACAAGAUCCAGAGAAAGAAGAUACGAAACAAAAAAAACCCAUUAAAAUCAGAGAAAUUAUUCAAAAAAAUAGAGAGAAAAUUCAAGGAUUUUAUGUAAAGAUAACUGAAGUAGAUAAAUCAAGACAUCCUCCACAACCUAGAUUUCAUUGUAUUUCAUGUGAUCAAGAAUCAGAAACCAAUAAAAUAUCUAAAUUAAAUUUUCCAACUUAUACUCAUGAUUCAUUAAAAUUGCACAAUUUAUGGCUAGAUGCUAAAGCAAGACCAAUGUUCAUAGUGACACCUAAAAGACAUCUAGAAAGAUUAUCUCAAUGCAACAAUCAAGAAAUUUUUAGCAUGUUUUAUUUAGCAUUACAGAUUUUAGAACAAGAAGUGAGAUUAAGUAAAGCAUAUUGGAAUAAUAUUAGAUAUAUAGGAAUGACUUUAAAUCAUGGCAAUGCUAGAAACAUUGAGCAUUUACAUCUUAAAGUUAAAGUUCUCAAGAAAGAUUUCAUUUGGUUUAGGAAACAUGGAUGGGACAAGGAGAAGGAAGAAAGGUAUAAAAUACUUGAAAGUGGUUUAUACAAAAGGGAUGCAAGAAUAGCUAGAAAAUAA
Entrophospora candida is the source of this 814-nucleotide messenger RNA. The record is from the annotation of a GenBank genome assembly. Lineage: Eukaryota; Fungi; Glomeromycota; Glomeromycetes; Entrophosporales; Entrophosporaceae.